CCCAACAUUCUGGGCACUGUAGUAUCCCUGCAGUUCUUGAUGUCUCUCAGUGGAGCAACCACCGUGGCCACGCCUUCCCGGGGCGGAAGUGCUCCAGCCAGAGGAAAGGUCUGGACUACACGUCCCAGAAUCUCGGGAAGUUGCUGUCCAGCCACAGAACUUGAGUCUCUCGGUGGGUGACAGUCUCUGGCCAGGUAAAUAAAACUCUCUUUUAAUUUGAAAUUCGGGCAUAGAGUGCUUUCUGGAGCGGCUCCUCGUAACAAUACCAACUUGGAGGGUCAAAAAAAAAAAAAAACAAAGUCCCUGUCCCUAUAGAGCUCUCACCCUGGAUACAUGCUGCAGACUGCACUUUGGAACCCUCAACCUCCUCCUCUUGAACUCAAGAUUUCCUGUCAGCUUGCCCUUGGCUCGGCGAUCCUGGCGGGACUCAGAUUCCGCCUUCCUCUCCUAACGUCUUGCAGUACCUGGCCGUGCGGCGCAUGCCCACUUCGAGCACGGGCUACAGAGCGGGAGGCACCCAGGUCAGGAUUCUUCCGGCUGCACUACAUUUCCCAGGAGCCUUGGAGGUUGACUCACCUUUCACCCUUUAGUCCUCUUCCUGUGUGCCAGUGGCCACAGUCCCAGCGUGGUGAGAAAAUCGUGUCCCCCUCCCAAAACCCCCCUUCCCAAAAAUAAAUUCCGCGGAGGCUUUCACAUCCGGAAUGGACCUGGCAGUGGGGGUGAGAGGCUCCGAAGGCGAGGAAGCCCAGUGAGGUAGGGACCCUGGUCCCAAGCCCCACCCCACCUCAGGCAGCCGAACUGGUGAGGCUAAGGAUUUAGCCUCCUGCCCUCUGUUAUUGGAGGAGCUGUUUUCCCCAAAGAGUGAACAGCAAGAUUCUGUUUUUCUUUCUUCUGUACCAGGGAUUGAACCCGGGGGCCCUUCACCACUGAGCCACAUCCCCAGCCCUUUUUGUGUGUUUUACUUAGAGACAGGGCUUCCUCAAAUUGCUAAGGCUGGCUUUGAAAAUCAAGGUCCUGCUUUAGUCUCGAGAGCCGGUGGGAUUACAGGCUUGUCGCGCGACAAGAUUGUUUUUCAGAAAGAUUGUCCGACCUUCCGAAGGAGCAUGCGCAGAGACCCACGUUUUACCUAGAGUCAACUAAUAAGGGAACCCCCCCUUCCCCGCCCCCGCUGAAGAUCCCAUUCGUAGGACUCGCUUAUCACACUUCUAGGGUAAAACUCUGGAAUGGGAGCUUUGGCGCAUGCGCUAUAAACAUUGUGGGGAUAGGAAUCUGUCAAUCAUUCCUUGUUUAGCAUAAAUCACUUCUAGCAAAAAGCCCGGCAAAGGUGGACAAAGAACUCAGAAGCGCCUUUAAUCCCUGACCUUUUUGAGCUGGCAGCCCUAUGUCUUUGUUUUCUGUCCCUCUUGGGCACAGCACAGUAUCUUCCUUCCUCCAAUAAAACUCCUUUAAUUAAAGGUCCCCUCACACCCAGAGAGCUGGCAGGUCUUGUCCUGUGCGAAGUCUUAGAGCAGCAGAGGGGGAACUGCGUUGUGUCUCUGACGAUGUUUGUGUUGGCGCAUCACUAACUGGUUGAUUGGAUGCGUGGCUUAUGGGUAGGCGAGAGUUUUGUGGCUGUGUGUUGAUAUGUUACUUAAUGUCUCUAGGUUCUGAUUUCUCAGCCUUCUCUCCUUUCAGUCGCAUGGGGUCGGCAGCAAGUAAAAGGAAAACCAGAUUUUGAGCCAGAAGACAGACUUGAUCUUGAGAAAAGACUUUUUUUUUGUUUUGUUUUUUAACUUGGCCUCAUAUUUAAGGCUGGAGUCUGGGUAGACCUGAUGAGGCUAUCCCAGGAGUAGGAUUACCUUUGGGAGGUUCCUCUCUGGAAGUUCCAAGGAGUUAACGACAUGUUUUCAUAACUACAGUAUUUCCCAAAACUCUGGCCAAAGGCUCCAGAUAUGAACCUGACCUCUCUUGUGUUGGGAAAAUCAAUUCCAGUCUCCUUCCUACCCAGGUCUGGUAAUGUGUGGACUAGGUGAGCAGGUGAAGCAAGAAUUAAAGACAGGCAGUGUAGAUAGGUGAUCUUGAUUGGUGGGGAAGAUGACAGCUGAUUCAAAGGGAAUGGAGUGUUAUCUUUUUCUUCCUCUAGUUAAUUGCUCUUGAAUACACCCACUAGUCUAAGGAUCUGGGAAGUGAAUAUCUCCCAAAUUAACAUGUGAAUCCUAGUAUACCUUAAGGGCGCCCUGGGACCCCCUAGAAUGUAACCCUUCUAGGGUUCCUUUAAAAAACCCCUAUCACUCCUGAUUGACAUUCAUAGCCUUUGGGACAGGAGUCCCCUGUUUUUCUCCUUUGAUAGCGAAACAAUGAAACAGCCUUUUGCUUUUUCUCAAAACCAUGUCCUCAUUAUUAAAUUGGCAUUAAUUGGCAUUGGGGACAAGGACUGAGCCUUCUGCAACAGGGACAGGACACUGUCACUUCUUGGGAUAUGAGGACAUCAGCUAUGGCCCUUUUUUCCCUUUCAGGAGACAUCUGUUACUAUUAUUUAAAUAAAACUCACUUUCCCUGCUUGCCUUGGCGCUUCUCCAGUGUUUAAUCUUCACAUCUGGGAAGCAGAACUGAUAACCAGUGGUAUCACAGUGCCACACCUCUCUAAAAAACAGACAGACAAACAAACAAAAAUCCUGGAAGAGGAAAGAAUUUUUGUUGCACAUCUGAAAGUUAAAAGUUCAGCUCUGGUUCUCUGAACUUUUCUUCUCUAGUAGAGGAAUACCAAGGAAGGCCAGCAUGGUUAAAUCAUGGCCCAGGUCAAAGACAGCUUAUUGCUUUGCUACCAAAGGAGAAACACAGGGGGGGACUCUUGUACUACAGGCUGUGAUUCUGCCCAUCAGCAAGAACUAGAGGUUUUCAAAGAGGUACCACUGACUUUCAGAGAUGUUGCCAUAGACUUCUCUCAGGAGGAGUGGGAAUGUCUAAACUCAGAUCAGAGGGAUUUAUACAGAGAUGUGAUGGUGGAGAAUUAUAUCAACUUGGUCUCUUUGGACUUUGAUUUCUCAACUGAGACCAACAAGCUGUCUUCAGAAAAAAACAUUUGUGAAAUAAAUUCACACCAUAAGGAGACAUUGAAAAGAAAUAAAACCUUCAACCUGAUGGGGUUUAUUUUCAGUAAUGAGCCACCAUGGAGAACUGAAUUUGGGAGACAGCAGGGAACUAAAGUGGAAUGUCAAAUGAUAAUCAGAAAACUUGUAUCCCUUCCUUUCCUCCAGAGAACUCACGCUGUAAACAAAUCAUACAAAUGUCAGAAAUGCAGGAAAUGCUUUAGAAAAUCUUCACAACUUACUGAACAUCUGAGAGAACAUACUGGGGCGAGUGCCUACGUGUGUAAGGAAUGUGGAAAGGCCUUUGUAAUUCUCCGGAAUUUUAUUAAACAUCAAAAAUUUCACACUAAUCCUAAACCCUAUGAAUGUAAUAGAUGUGAGAAGGCAUUUAGGUUUUCUUCAGAGCUGAUCCGACAUCAGAUGAUUCAUACUAGUGUGAAGCCCUAUGAAUGCGUGCGGUGUGGAAAGGCUUUUAAACGUCAGUCUCACCUUGUUGAACAUCAGAGAAUUCAUAUUGGUUUGAAACCCUAUGAAUGUAAGGAUUGUGGAGAGAGUUUUAGGUUGUACCGACAUAUGUGUCUGCAUCAGAAAAGUCAUCAUGGUGUGAAGUCCUAUAUCUGCACAGAAUGUGGGAAGGCCUUUGGUCGUUGUUCGGGUCUUAUCCAACAUAGGAAAAUUCAUUCUGGUGAGAAACCAUAUAAAUGUAAACAAUGUGGAAAGGCCUUUAUUCGCAACUAUCUACUGAUUGAACAUCAAAGAAGCCACACUGGUGAGAAACCUCAUGAAUGUAUGGAAUGUGGAAAGGCCUUUAGCAGGGGCUCUAGCCUACGGAACCAUAAAAGAAUUCACAGUGGAAAGAACCUCUAUGAUUGUACAGAGUGUGGGAAGGCCUUUAAGAGGGUAUCAAGCCUUCGUAACCACAAAAGAAUCCAUAGUGGUAAGAACUUCUAUGAUUGUAAGGAGUGUGGGAAGACCUUUAGCAGGGGCUCAAGUCUUCAUAACCAUAAAAGAAUUCAUAGUGGUGAGAACCUUUAUGAUUGUAAAGAGUGUGGGAAGACCUUUGGUCGUCGCAAUCUACUUACUCAACAUCAGAGUUUUCACAGAAGUGAGAAAAGAGGAAAGCCUUGAGCCAUAGCACAACCUUUAUUGUUAUCACUGUUCCACCUCCCGAUGAUAUCAUCAUGGUGAAGAUAACACUAGUUAUGAAAUAAAAAUCCUUGGAAGGAUUUCUGGCACCUUAGUAUUUACUUACUAAAUAUUUUAUGUCCAUGAUUAAUAUUAUUAAAAAUAAAUUCAUGAGUAAGAAAGAUACCAGAGUAUGAUAUUUUAAAAAACUUUCUAUCAUUUCACCUCAUUCAUUCUGGAAAAAAUCCUUGAGAAUGUGUUAUAUAAGAAAUCUUAUUUUGAAUUUAUCCACUUAAAGAAUGCCCAAAGGAAUAUCCUGUCUUUAUUAAAUCUUGAGAGUAUAACUGGUGAAAAAUCAGAGGGUGAUUUGAAGAAAUUUUUUUGUAAUAAAUUCUGUAGCAGAUAAAAUGCAAGUCAUAUUGCUACAAUAUGAAGAAAUAAAAAAUGAACAGUUGGGUGACCAAAAAACA
Ictidomys tridecemlineatus (thirteen-lined ground squirrel) is the source of this 4663-nucleotide messenger RNA. NCBI's taxonomy places the organism in Eukaryota, Metazoa, Chordata, Mammalia, Rodentia, Sciuridae. The record is from RefSeq and is a predicted model, not a curated record.